This is a messenger RNA of Schistocerca gregaria, 674 nucleotides long. Its product is annotated as acid sphingomyelinase-like phosphodiesterase 3b. NCBI's taxonomy places the organism in Eukaryota, Metazoa, Arthropoda, Insecta, Orthoptera, Acrididae. The transcript has 4 exons. The record is from RefSeq and is a predicted model, not a curated record. Bases 114 to 674 code for a protein of 186 amino acids.
UGCCCUUGGACAGCUCGUCCAGGGUCAACGUGCGAUGCAAAACGAUGCGGCAGCAGCCGCUUCACUGCUAACGCAGCCACAACACGCUGUUGCACCCACUUUUCGACCUUUUGAUGCUGCACUGGAAAGCUGGACGGAAUGGUCAGGCCAAUUUGGAUUCCAUCUCGCCGCCUACAGAAUUCAAGUCAAUGAAGCUGUUCUCCAGGACAGGCUGUUAUUCUGAAGUCCAUAAUACCCUGAGGCUGGUCCUUGUGAUUUUUAAUAGCAACCUCGUUGUAGAAGGAAAUGAAACUGCCUUGGAAGAUGAUCCUUUAGGAAUUUGGAGCUGGCUUAGAAUGGAACUUCUGAAAGCAAGAGAAAAAGAUUUGAAGGUUUACCUUAUUAUGUCUGUACCACCUGGAGUCUUUGAAAGUGGUCUUGCAAUACCUGGAAUCCACUGGUUUCACCAAAAACAUAAUAGGAAAUAUAUUGUAAUGGUUCGAGAAUUCCGUGAUAUCAUAAUGGGUCAGUUUGCAGGUCACCAUCAUACAGAUACGUUCAGAGUUUUUUACAACAAAAAUGUGAUGCCUGAUUUUGAGAGCAGGGGCCCUACAAAAUCAAUUCCAAAAACUUCAAAUAUUUGUGAACUUUCUCUUUAUCAGCUGGUAGUGGCACUUCUAUCAGUUGGCCAGUGA